This is a messenger RNA of Lolium perenne, 1284 nucleotides long. RefSeq names its product putative disease resistance RPP13-like protein 1. Gene Ontology annotation, molecular function: ADP binding. NCBI's taxonomy places the organism in Eukaryota, Viridiplantae, Streptophyta, Magnoliopsida, Poales, Poaceae. The record is from RefSeq and is a predicted model, not a curated record.
AUGGUGGCCAUGGCGGCGGCCGGCAAGACCGCGAUGAGUCUGAAGAAGCAGGAGGAGGAGGUGUCGCGCAUCAUAUCCAGGAUGAUCGCCAAGGGCCACGCCCUGCUCGGCACCGACGCGACGGAGAAGCUGAUGCAGCUGGAGCCGAAGGUCUUGAAGGUCGAGGUGGCCGUGAGAGAGGAGCAGGACGCCCCCAUUGGGAUCACCAGUCCCCACACGGAUCGGCAUCGCGAGCUGCUGGUCCAGCUGAGGCUCAUCUUGCACGAGGCCGAGGACACGCUGGACAAGGUCGUCACGCGCCACCGGCAGAUCGUCUCCCUCCCCGCGAGCACGAACCCGUUCCACGAGCAGAGCUGGGCGAAGAAGAAGCUCGGGUCCGUGUUCCACACCGUCUCCGGCGGUACCGGGACGGAGAUCAAGAAGCUGGGGAGGAGCAUAGACCAGGUACGUUCCGUAAUCGACCGGCUGCACGAGGGCAUGGCCGCGCUGGAGGACGAGGGCAAGCUGCCGACGGACCGGCGCACCACAGGGGUUCCUCCGGCGAAGGUGUUCGGCAGGUUCGUGGACUGCGAGAGGAUCGUGGCGAUGCUUCACAGGACGGUAGGGUACGAGGACCAGCAGGGCCCCGGAUGCUGCCCCUACUCCGUCGUCGGGAUCCAUGGCGCGCGCGGGUACGGGAAGACGACGCUCGCGCAGCUCGUCUACGCCCGCAUCGACGAGGCCGGCUACUUCGACCUCGCCAUGUGGGUGCACGUCUCCCGGGACUUCGCCGCCGUGUACGACGUGUUCGCGGACAUGAUGAAAGCGGCCACAGGAAGAGCACCGUGCAGCCAUCAUGAUUCUAGCACCAUGCAGAGGAGCCUAGAGAAGGAGCUGGGCGGGAAGCGCGUGUUCCUGGUUCUGGACUUGGACGACGUCCGGGGCAACGACGGCACGAACGAGCGGCUCCGCCGUAUCCUGGCUCCACUCGAGUUUUGUGAACGGGAUAGCAAGGUGCUCGUGACGAGCCGGACCGUCGACGCGCUGCUGGUGCUCGGCGCCCCGAAGGCGAGAUGCGUCCCUGUGCCGGAGCUGGCUGAGGACGUGUUCCUCCAGCUCUUCUUGCAUUACGCGCUCCAAGGCACCGUGGAUGAACGGGACCGGGGUAUUCUGGAAGUGAUUGGGGCCGACAUCGCCAAGAACCUCAAGAGGUCGCCACUGGCGGCGAAGACGGUGGGGGAGAAGCUACGUACGAACAAGAGCAUUGAGUUCUGGAGAAGCGUGCAAGGCGCUUUGCCAAAUUAG